Molecule: messenger RNA, 1695 nt
Organism: Necator americanus (New World hookworm)
Lineage: Eukaryota; Metazoa; Nematoda; Chromadorea; Rhabditida; Ancylostomatidae
Exons: 13
Coding region: 1-1695 (564 amino acids)
Biological process (GO): regulation of DNA-templated transcription
Molecular function (GO): DNA-binding transcription factor activity; sequence-specific DNA binding
Source: RefSeq, a predicted model, not a curated record
AUGUCACGAACGCGUGAAAAUCUAAAGGUGGUCACGAUGUAUGCUAAUCGAAUACCAAAAGUGGAAGUCAUUACUCCACAAAGCGUUCCACACGUUGUCGUCGCACCAUUACAACAGCAACAACAACAACAAGUACAGCAAACAUCUCAGCUUCCAAGUUUCAAAGAUGAUGAGAAAAUGCCAUUGUUUCUUAUAAAGUUAUGGAGUAUUGUCGAGGAUCCCCAGUAUCAGCAGAUCGUCCGAUGGGAUGAAUCCGGAUAUAGCUUCCAUAUUAUCGAUCCAUACUCGUUUUGCCGGAACGUGCUACCACACUUCUUUAAGCACAAUAAUUUGAAUAGUCUUAUUCGUCAACUGAACAUGUAUGGCUUCCGGAAAAUGACCCCAGUCGAUCGGGGCUCAUUGACGCGAACUGAAUCCGAUCAGGACCACUUGGAGUUUAGUCAUCCAUACUUUAUUAGAGAUCACCCGGAGUUCUUAGUGAAUAUCAAAAGAAAGCAGUCCUCACGAUCCUCCGAAAACUCUGUGAAUGGAGUGCAAGCACAGGCGAAUAUCCAAAUGGUUAUGGAAGAGUUACGCCAAAUGCGUGAGAAACAACGUGCCAUGGAUAAUAAGAUGCACGACCUAGUGAAGGAAAAUGAGCAACUUUGGGAGCAAGUCACGCUUUUGCGUGCUCAACACAAUCGACAACAACAAGUUGUUACUAAGCUAGUCCAGUUCCUCGUUGCUAUGAUGCAACCAAACUCGGCAGCUGCAAAGCGAGUGAUGAAAAGAGGUGUUCUUGCCAUCGAUGAACCUCCUCAGAAACGCAUGCGGAUGAACCAGAAUUCGAAUUCAAACAACAUUUCUUCCCUAACUGAUAUCCUGGAUCGUCUUCAACGAGAAAUGCAGGAUAUUGGCGGAAUUCGUGGAGUUGCUGCGGCAGCUAGUCGCGGUGAUGGACCAAUUAUAGCUGAUGUUACUGACGAGUGGGUACCAGGAGCGUCGUCUUCGGGAAGUCCGCAAAAUCAAAUGGGACAUAGAAGCAAACAACAAUAUGGAACUAAUGGGUAUAACUUAUCGUAUCCGUCACCGAGUGCUCAGCACCCAUCAACACUAUCUUCACAUGGAACAUCGUCGAUUGGAGUAGCAUCUCCUAGAAGUCAACAGAAUGGCAACGUGACUACUACUUCGAUUCCCAAUCAGCAACAUACAUCCGGUCCUUCGUACUCGUCCACGAUUACCAUGACACCCCAACUAGAAAGGCAAUUUUCGCAGGAUUUCCAAGAUUUUCUGAACGGAAUUGAUUUGGGGAUUGAUAACUGUCGCGAUAUUCUCGGAACUAACUGGGAUUUCAAUCUAUUCGAUGAUGUAGAUACCAGUGAAGAACAGGAGCAAGUCCAAGUCGCAAAACAGCAAGUUGAUAACAAUGCUACUGGUUCAUCGUUUGGCAACUAUGGAUUGCCUAUCAACAGCGGGCAUCAGCAACUUACUUAUCAUCCUGGGCCACAGUUGGCUCUCGAAGGAGGUCCGCUGACAGCUACCAAGAAUGCAACAUCCUUUCGUAACGGUGAUCAGCAAACGGAAUUGGUGGACGAGAAGUCCCCUGACGUGAACCCAACUCUGGAAUUCCCAGACACACCUCUGAUUGCAGACGAAGACCUUUUGUUCCCUAAGACUCCAGUGCUGCUCACGCCAUGUACGAGCCCACGGCCGUAG